Molecule: messenger RNA, 870 nt
Organism: Alternaria novae-zelandiae
Lineage: Eukaryota; Fungi; Ascomycota; Dothideomycetes; Pleosporales; Pleosporaceae
Exons: 2
Coding region: 1-870 (289 amino acids)
Source: RefSeq, a predicted model, not a curated record
AUGUCUAUAGUCGCCAAGAUUGCCGCGAUGCAGCGACAUCGUGCCGCCGCCUCCGAGACUCCGGAUGAUCUUCUGGAUGUGAGAGUCACUUCUGAAUCAUCGACUACCUCAAGGAUCGGCCAGUCUACCAUGGACACUGGACUCCGAGGUCUAUGCCAGUCCACGCAGUCUGUGGGUCUAGAAGAUCAUGUAGCCACCGAGGUCGCAGAAGAAGCCCCCGACAUGCUACAACUCAGCAUAGACCCAGAGAAGCUCGCCAUUGCUCGUGCCAACACCCAAGACUCACGUCUACUCCGUCUCCCAGCUGAGAUCCGCAACACCAUCUACGACUUGGUUCUCAGCUCUCACCGCGACUUCCACACCUUCGAUGUCGCACGCCAGAAGAGUAUGCGGCAGAAUGGUGGAAGCGAAACUACUAUACAACAGCUCGCUUUGUUGCAAGUCUGCCGCCAACUCUACACCGAAACCAAUCUUAUCGCCCUUAACUCCACACCUUUCGCCUUCAGCUCCGUCACCGACUUCUCCAAGUACCUCGCUCAGACACUGCUUCCUCGACAAAUCAGCGCUAUAGCCGUGCUCAAGUGCCCGUUCCGCGAGAUCUACUUCCCUGGCUUCGGCGUAAACUCCGCGUUCAUCGGGCUCCUUCGUGAGAGUCUGCGUGGGCUGAAGGUGCUGGUACUGUUUGGGGUGAGGAGUAAGGCCGUCGAGGAGGAGGCGAUGCGGGUCAUAGAGAGGAAGAUCGCGAGGGAGAUUAAAGAAGGGUGUGGAGAGCUGGAGGUGAAGGUUGAGUUGACGAGGAAUGGUUUGCAGUGGCGCAAGGAGGUCGCAUCGGUCUAUGGCCGUGGAGAGCGGAGUUUGGGCGCAGAGUGA